Messenger RNA from Chrysemys picta bellii (western painted turtle), 2727 nucleotides. Its product is annotated as NFIL3 like protein-like. NCBI's taxonomy places the organism in Eukaryota, Metazoa, Chordata, Testudines, Emydidae. Gene Ontology annotation, biological process: regulation of DNA-templated transcription; circadian rhythm. Gene Ontology annotation, cellular component: nucleus. Gene Ontology annotation, molecular function: DNA-binding transcription factor activity; DNA binding. The record is from RefSeq and is a predicted model, not a curated record.
AGGUUUUCUUCCCAGCUCUGUUACUGGCCUGCUGUGUGAUCUGGUGUCCCUGCCUCUCUCUGACUCAGUUUCCUCCGCUCCCCUGUGUCUAUGUAGAUUGUAAACGCCGUGGGGCAGGGACUCUCUGGCGCUCUUUUUGCAGCAGCUAGCGCUGUGGGGCCCUGCUCCAUGACUUGGUGCUACCAUAAUACACCUAAUAAAUGACAAGUAAAGGAGGGAGGAGUAUCCCCCCGUUUACAGAUGGGGAAACCGAGGCCCAGAGCGAUUUAAGGGGCAGCAGGCUGGAUGGUGGAACCUGGCGGCUCGGUGAGGGGCAGACGCUUUUUCAAACUGGGCCCUAAAUAAGCUCUUAACAAUCUGGCCCCGGUCUUCCAAGGGCAUGAGAUACCUAACUCCCAUUGGUCCCAAAAGUGCCUAAACCUCUUUGGUGAUCUCGGGCCUCACCCCAGAUCUCUCAGGACACAGCUUCCACCCCCCGUUUCUCUCCCCUCCUGGCUCAGCUCCUGCUUAGAGCAUCUCUCCGGGCGGCAUCGGAUCCCAGCAGCACGGAGCUAAGCCGCCCAGGCCCCUUUGCUGCUUCCAAUCCCCCCCUCUCCUCCCUGCCCCAUAGCCCCGUAGCCCCAUUGUUCCUCUGGCUUUCGCACAGAACCUCUUUCUAGGCUAGUAGGUUGCUGGCGCUGCGCCCAGGCCUUAGCAGCGGCGUUGUGCAAUAUGCCAGCAGCGGACCUGUUUUGACUGCCUGGGCUGAUAAAUAUUCAAUGUUUACUGACCUAUAUUCCUAGUGCUCACAUCUGCCGGCCCAGCUCGCGCGGGCGGGAGGGGGCGUCCAGGCCGAGCGUGCAGCUCCACACACGCUCCCCGGCUCGGCGCGAGGGCGUGGAAAUAGUCCUCCCCGGGACUGGGUCAGUUGCACAACGGGCUCUUGUGACCCACUGGGCGUCCUGCCUUAUGCAACCCACCUCCCCGCUCCAGCCCCACUGGCCUCCUUCCGGGAAAGAGCCAGGCCGGAGGAGGAAGGAGAGUGGGAAGCCGCCUCUCUCUUUUCGUCUGGCUUUCUGCGCUCCCCUCUGCCCAGGGUGGACGCGCCCAGGCCGAUUGCCGUGCCACUGCCCGUACGUGCCACACUACAGCUGCCCUGGCAGUCAAAGCAGGGGCGCUGGCAAGGUGUUCUCUCCUCCUCUUCCCGGACCUGACACGGCUCCCGCCCCCCGCCCGCCUCACAUCCCGCAGCGCCCGCAGCCCAGCCACGUCUCCGCAGCCAGCCUCCCGGAGCGGGACACGGGUGCCAGAGCUUCCUGGCGCGCCCGGCAGGCACGGAACGGACCCAGCCGAGCCUGAGGCACCCGCCGGAAUCCCACAGCUCCUAGCGGAACGGCAGCUCCUCCAGGCGCCCGGAAGAUGAUCCACAGGUGCCCAAUGUACCCGCCGGCGCCCGAGGGUGCCCAUCGCGGCUUGUUGGUCGCAGCUGGAGGGCCACUCACGGCAGUAGCUUGCCCGGUUACCGGGCUCGUUAACUGUUUGGGCUGAGGACCUAGCGAGAAUCGUCCGUUCCAGUGGCAGAGUUCUGGGGGGCAUUAUCCCCGUGGCAGAGAUCUAGGGCGCAGUGUCCUGGUGGCAGACGUCUGUGGACCCAUAUCCCCGUGGCAGAGAUCUGGGGCACGUUAUCCCCGUGGCAGAGAUCUAGGGCGCAGUGUCCUGGUGGCAGACGUCUGUGGACCCAUAUCCCCGUGGCAGAGAUCUGGGGCGCGUUAUCCCCGUGGCAGAGACCCGCGGGUGAGUUCUUGAGCCAUCUCUAACCUCGACAUCCCGACCCUUCCCCGGCGACCGUCCUGGGCUCUCUGAGGAAUAUCGAGGGUCAGAGCCGGGGUGACCUGGGUUCUAUUUCUGGCCCCGUGAUGGAGGGUCUCAGCUCGCCUGGCCAGUGCGUGGCCGGGGGCCCCCCCCGGAGGGCGUGAUGCAGCGGGCCCGGGCGCUGAAGGGCAAAGCCAGCACCAGCUGCCGGCGCAAGCGGGAGUUCAUCUCGGACGAGAAGAAGGACGCCAGCUACUGGGAGAAGCGCCGGAAGAACAACGAGGCGGCCAAGCGCUCGCGGGAGAAACGGCGCUUCAACGACCUGGUGCUGGAGAGCCGGGUGCUGGCGCUCAACGAGGAGAACCUGCGCCUCAAGACGGAGCUGCUCCAGCUCAAACUGCGCUUCGGGCUCAUCAGCACCGCCGCCUUCGUGGAGAGGAGCCAGCAGCUCAGCGCCGCCAGCAGCGGCUACUCCAGCGCCUCCUCCCGGGCCCCGCACUCGGAGGACUCGUCCGAGACGGAGCAGUCCGGCCGGGACGCCGCCGGGGCCAAAUACUCGCCGCGGGGCUCCCUCUCCGACAUGUCCGACGGCUCCUCCCGGGACAGCCCGCUGCCGCGGACGCCGGGGGAGGCGGAGGCCGUGAGCAGGGCCCGGGGGGACGACGUGGCGCUGCGUCCCCCCGACCCCCAGGCCCCGGCCUCCCGGGGCGUCAUCCUCUUCAGCGCCAACGGCUUCACCACGGUGGAGCCGCCCCGAGCCUGGGAGGCGCCGGGGCGGGGGGACGGGGCGGAGGACGAAGAAGAGGAGAAGGCCCUGGGGAGCUAUGCCCAGCAGAUUCCCGGGGGUCGCCAUGGCGACUGUGAGGCCUAUUGCCAGCAGGGGGAGCUACAGGGCCCCCCCAGAGGCGUAUGGCUGCCCACGGGCUGAGGGCUACG